AUGUCCUCUGUCAAUGACAUGUCCUCAUAUCCCUCUAUCUUCCUUCUGCUGGGUGUCCCAGGCCUAGAAGCUUUCCAUAUCUGGAUUGCCUUCCCUUUCUUUAUUGUUUAUGUGAUAGCCCUUGUGGGGAAUUUCACAAUCCUCUGUGUGAUCAAGACUGAGCAGAGUCUUCGUCAACCCAUGUUUUACUUUCUUGCUCUUCUCUCUUUUAUUGAUCUAGGCCUUUCCACUUCUACCAUCCCCAAGAUGCUGGCAAUCUUCUGGCUCAAAUUCAGGGAGAUAAGCUUUGAAGGCUGCCUCAUCCAAAUGUUCUUUAUCCAUACCUACACUGGUAUGGAAUCUGUUGUACUCCUGGCCAUGGCAAUUGACCGCUUUGUUGCCAUCUGUUACCCCCUGAGAUAUACCACUAUCCUCACCAACAAAGUGGUAGCCAUCAUGGCCUCUGUUGUAGCGGAGUGGCCAGUCCUCCUUGUCAUCCCCUUCUGUCCUCUUCUCAAACGAUUGCCCUUUUGUGGACACUACAUUAUUCCUCAUACCUACUGUGAACACAUGGGAAUUGCUCAUCUUGCCUGUGCUAGCAUAAGGGUCAACAUCAUCUAUGGGUUAUUUACCAUUGCUGCCCUGAUCUUUGACUUAAUCCUCAUCACCCUGUCUUAUGUUCAGAUCCUACAAGCUGUUUUCCGCCUUCCUUCCAGGGAUGCCAGGCUCAAAGCACUCAGCACAUGUGGUUCGCAUGUGUGUGUUAUCUUAGCCUUCUACACACCGGCAUUUUUCUCCUUCAUGACUCACUGGUUUGGUAGAAAUGUUUCUCGCUACAUUCACAUCCUCCUGGCCAAUUUGUAUGUGGUGGUCCCUCCUUGUUUAAAUCCAGUCAUUUAUGGGGUCAGGACAAAACAAAUUAGGAACCGAGUCAUGAAAAUAUUUGUAAAGAAAGAGUGA
Molecule: messenger RNA, 939 nt
Organism: Propithecus coquereli (Coquerel's sifaka)
Lineage: Eukaryota; Metazoa; Chordata; Mammalia; Primates; Indriidae
Product: olfactory receptor 52E4-like
Exons: 1
Coding region: 1-939 (312 amino acids)
Biological process (GO): G protein-coupled receptor signaling pathway
Cellular component (GO): membrane
Molecular function (GO): olfactory receptor activity; G protein-coupled receptor activity
Source: RefSeq, a predicted model, not a curated record